Messenger RNA from Ectocarpus siliculosus, 714 nucleotides. The record is from the annotation of a GenBank genome assembly. NCBI's taxonomy places the organism in Eukaryota, Phaeophyceae, Ectocarpales, Ectocarpaceae.
AUGUCGGUCGACGGUGAAUGCGGGGAGAACGGCGAGUGGUGGGUCUACCUCGUGUACCUCACAACCCUGGCGCCAUGGGGUAUCAUGCAAGUUCAUGACCCCAUCGACGAGGCGCGAAGGUCCAUCUACGAUGUCAGGAACCGCCUCCUGAUGGGAUCCUUCCUUACUCUGGGGUCGGCGAUCGUCGGCUUUACGUACGUAGGGUGGGCGGCCAAAGUCGGAAAUAACACGGAGUCAGCGACGAUGCUCGUCGGUGUCGCCCUCAACACUUGGCACUGGGUCAGGGUCAGCCGGGGAUGGUACUCUUACGUGCUGCUCACUUCCAUGCGUGACGUCUGGGAGAAAUUCUUCGACAACAUGACCGCCGUGGGAAGAUUCGAGAUCGUGGUCGGGCGAGUUCCGAGGAUGGAGGAUGUCGCGGUCAUCGAGAACGGGGGUCCAAGUACGCCGGUUGAAGGUGGCGCCCCCGCCAUCGAGCACCGUGGUUGGCACCCGUCUCUGGAGGAGAUGGAGGUGAACGACAGCGUCAUCGACAACGACAGCCAGGGUGGGGACAGGGCGCUGUUUGGGGGCAAUUACACGCUUGUGCGAGGCGUCAUACUCUGGCGUAUGGUGUGGCUGCAGGGUGUGGAGCGGCCGUCGCCUUCACCAGCAAGAAGCCUGGUCCGGUGAGAACCCGGCGUGCUCCGUCCCGGCUUUGUAGGGAUGCGAGGU